AUGACGGGCAGUGCGGUGAAAGACAGGGUUAAUGAGGAUCAGGUCGCGCGUGAAGACUCUUUGAAUUCCCCGAAGGAGUUGGAAGACGAAAACAAAACCCCCGCUGCUAGCUCGUCCACAAAUAAACCGAAACCCCGAUCGUUGUGGGUCGCCUGGCUGUACCUCUUCGAUUGGUAUCCGAGUCAUUAUUCGAAAGAGGAGAGGAGGCUUCUUCGAAAGCUGGAUUAUGUUCUGUUGCCGCUGUGCUGUCUGGCCUAUUUCAUCAAAUGGUUGGACCAAGUCAACAUUAACAAUGCAUAUUCGUCGGGUAUGAAGGAGGAUUUGGCGCUCAAUGGCAAUCAAUACUCCCUAUUCGGCACCUUCUACAACAUCGGUUACCUGCUUUUCGAAAUCCCGUCUAUGAUGAUUAUCUCCCGUCCGAAACUCGCUAGAUACUUCCUCCCCGCAACAGAAGUCUCUUGGUCGGUCCUCACCUUUAUUCAGUGCCGUCUCCGCAAUGAGCACGAUAUCUACGGUCUCCGAUUCCUCCUCGGUGUGCUUGAAACGCCAGUAUCCUCCGGAACCAUGUACAUUCUGUCUUCCUGGUACCGCGGCGACGAGAUGUUCAAGCGCGCCGGCGUCUGGUACGUCUCGAGUAACCUGGGAUCUUUUAUGGGAGGAUAUCUCCAGGCUGCGGCGCACGAGAGGCUCGACGGCGUGCACGGCAUGGCGGGCUGGCGAUGGCUUUUCAUCAUCGACGGAUGUAUCAGUCUUCCUAUCGCCUUGGGCAGUUUCUUCUUCUUCCCGGGCCUACCAUCCAGUCCCAAGGUCUGGUGGCUGACCGACGCUGAUCACAAGUUAUGUGUUGCACGGAUGCGCGACGAGGGGGUCAAGGACAGUCGGAAGAUUGGGAAAAGGAUGCUGAAGCGUGUUUUUACGCACUGGCAUUUCUAUGUUGCGGUUUUCACAUAUAUCUUUUUCCAAUGCACUUCUUAUGUCGCCGGCCAAAUGAUCCUGUGGUUGAAAGACAGCGCAGACAAGUACGGCACUUGGACUGUCUCGGAGAUCAACAUGAUUCCGACCGGCGUGCAAUGUGUUUCGAUCGUUGUGGGUAUUCUCGCAACCUCGCUCGUCAUGGUUUAUCCGUUCUGGGCGGUGAUGUCUGUGGUGGCAGCCGUCUUGUUGUUUGCCAAUCUCUGCCUGCUGGUGUGGGAUAUUCCAAUUGGACUACACUUCACGGCAUACUACCUCCUCGGAUUCACAUCCUGCGUGACACCGAUAUUAUUUCCGUGGGUAAAUAUGGUCAUGAAAGAUGAUUCCGAGGCCCGAGCGUUUACCUCUGGUGCAAUGAUGACGUGUGGCUGGAUUUUCUUCAGCUUCUACCCGAUCACUGUCUUCCCUGUCGUUGAAGCUCCCAAGUGGCGAAAAGGCUUCAUCGUCAACACCAUCUUCGUCGUCAUGUGGUGGAGUAUCUUCAUGUUCGGACAGUACCUUUGGCGGCGAGACGUCAAAUUGGGAAGGACGUAUGUUUCCCGCGACGCUGAUGAAAUUGAGAAUACAAAACUGGGAGGAAAGGAAGACCUAGAGAGUAAGUCAGGCGGGGUGGAGCAUAUUGAGCUAUCAGAUGAUAAGAGGAGACGAGAGGAUGAAUAG
This is a messenger RNA of Aspergillus melleus, 1632 nucleotides long. RefSeq lists its product as uncharacterized. NCBI's taxonomy places the organism in Eukaryota, Fungi, Ascomycota, Eurotiomycetes, Eurotiales, Aspergillaceae. Gene Ontology annotation, cellular component: membrane. The transcript is spliced from 7 exons. Gene Ontology annotation, biological process: transmembrane transport. Bases 1 to 1632 code for a protein of 543 amino acids. Gene Ontology annotation, molecular function: transmembrane transporter activity. The record is from RefSeq and is a predicted model, not a curated record.